Molecule: messenger RNA, 4293 nt
Organism: Ambispora leptoticha
Lineage: Eukaryota; Fungi; Glomeromycota; Glomeromycetes; Archaeosporales; Ambisporaceae
Source: the annotation of a GenBank genome assembly
AUGUCCGGUUUCUCUGCCACCUCGGCCACAUAUCCACACGAUGAAAAGACCGAGGAUAACGACGAGGAAGAUGACGACCGCCCGAAGGUUGUAGACACCGACCCGACUGGUCGAUUUGAACGGUUCGAAGAGUCGUUGGGCGUCGGUGCCUAUAAAGAGGUCUAUAAAGCGUUCGACCAAGAAGAAGGUGUCGAGGUGGCAUGGUGUCAAUUAAAGUUGCACUUUUCAAAGAAAAAAGACGCGGAAAAGAUUCAACGAGAAAUUGAGAUUUUACAGUCACUUCGCUGCGAAAAUAUUAUAAAUUUUUAUGCGUCUUGGUUGAAGAAAGGCCCUGACGGCAAAGAACGAGUUUUCUUUGUUACAGAGCUGAUGACCUCGGGCACCCUGAAACAGUAUCUACGCAAGACCAAGGGUCAGCUUAAGCCCAAAGUACUGAAAACUUGGGCGAGACAGAUCCUCAAAGGACUUGAUUAUUUGCAUACGCGUGAACCCCCGAUCAUUCAUCGAGAUUUGAAGUGCGAUAAUAUUUUCAUCAAUGGAAAUAACGGUCAAGCAAAGAUCGGCGAUCUCGGUUUGGCUAUCAUAAAAAGCAAGGAGCAUGCGUCAUCGGUACUUGGAACGCCCGAAUUCAUGGCUCCCGAACUAUACGAGGAGAAAUACAAUGAAAAAGUGGAUAUCUACGCUUUCGGUAUGUGUAUACUCGAGCUAGUCACCAAAGAGUAUCCGUACACCGAGUGUACGAACCAAGCACAAAUUUAUCGAAAGGUCACCACGGGGAUAAAACCGCAGGCACUGCAAAAAGUUCAGGAUCCUGCGACGCUAGAAUUUAUAGAAUUAUGUUUAAGGUAUAAUCCAGAUGAACGGCCGUCAGCUGGAGAGUUGUUGAAACAUGAAUUUUUGAAAGAGGCGUGUGUUGAUCAACAGCAACCACGGCAGAAUGGAGGCGGUGUCAGCAGUGGUACAGUUCCGCAACCUGUUACUGUGUCUCCGCCUAAAUCUCCAAUAUUGCAACAAGCAGGCUCUACGCCUGUUGAACCUCGGUCACAAGAAAAAACUAAUUUACUCUCGUUACCAUUCACCUUGACAAAGACAAUAGACUCUGAGAAUAAAACAUAUCAGGUCAGUUCUGCAACAUUUCCACCGUCAUCGUCUUCCACUGCUACUAUUAAUAACAAUAAUAAAAACGAGGAGCAUGUUCGAUCAACAGCAACCACAUCAGAUAACCAAACAUUGUUUCGACGGACACCAAUGCAAUGUAACGUUGUAAUAUAUGAACCAACUGAAAAAGAAAGACAGUCAAACAAAUUUAAACCUGCGGAGAACGAAGUCCUGCUCGCCAUGACAAUUGUCGUGCCUGAUCGUACAGAUGUAGAAAUAAAGUUUCCGUUUAAUUUACAUGAUGACACACCCGAAGAUGUCGUGGCAGAAAUGGUUAGAGAGCAAAUUCUGAGUCAGGAAGGGCAUGAUUUGGCAAAGAAAAAUAUUGAGGAUAUUGUGAACAAGAUUUUGUCGGGUGAAGUUUCGAUUCCGACACAAUCGAUGGAUGAUUUUGAAGAUUUGAAUGGCAGUACAAGAGGAUCGAGGCCUCCAUCUGUCAUCAGGAGUGAUUAUGAUAGUUCUCAUGAAACUGACGAUGAAUUCAAAGUAAAACUGCCGGCUUCUAGAUCUAUUGAAGAUUUAUCUUCAAGUUUUCAUUCUGAAAUUUCAUCGUCUUCUGAAAAUGUGAAUGGAAUGCAGCCAUGUUUUGAUAAGGAUAUGUAUUCAUCUCUGGAGAGUUUAACUCGUGCCUCAUCUGCCAGAACAUCAUGGGAACGGGAGGAUAACGAAGUUCGACAAGUUUUACAUAAAGAAUUAACGAAAAACACAGCCACAAUUGUUGAUUCGACUGACGAGCCGAUUGCUGCUAAAGUGCCAUCACUUCCCAUAGACACACAGUCAACACUUGAUCUUGUUGGAAGUCCUCCUUCAAGUUUUACUACAUCGACUAUUGCGAACGCACGAUCUUCACAAAAAUCAUCAAGGACACGUUCUGCUUCACUUUCAGUGUUGACAAUUUGUAACGGUGCGACUCCAUUAUCUCCUUCCCUCGCUCGAUCUGGUCCCACUACACCCUAUCAAGGGCCUACAACAUAUGAAGGAUCUUCUACUUGCACGGAAAAUCUUCACCAACUUCCAUCAGAACUUCACGUUAAUGACUUGAAGAUGCCACCUCCCAAGAAUACAUUCUCCCGUCCAUCUUCAGUGGCAUCUGAUGCUAACGGACUAUGGAACAACAGCAAUCAACCGCCAAUCCAUAAUCCUAAUCAAAUUUUAACACAUUCACAAACACCAUCGAUAAUUGAGUCACAAAAUAACAUUCCUCCCACUUCACCAAAUAUAUCCUUUUACAAUCCUGAAUCUCCAAGAUCUAAUUACGGUAGAAGCGUCAGUUUUUCUGGAUCACAUUCUCCCAGUGCACCUCUAACAAAGUUGCAAGAUUGGCAACGAAGAAUGUCGAAUCCUGUCUCGUCAUCCACUCCUAUACAACCAGAUAUUUCAUCUAGUCUAACGAAUGGUUAUUUAAUAAACUCAACAACAAAUGUAGAACGAGUAAGAAGAUCUUCGGUAUCUUCUACAACUUCACAUUCAUCUGCACAUUCUGCAACAAACGAAGUUGUAUCAGAACUAAUUGUUGAUUCUCGUGCCCAAAACUCGCAACAAUCAAACUCGCUCCAACGACAAGAAUAUAUACAAAAAUUAUUGAUAAGUAGCCAGCAAAAACAAGAAGAGAUAACUUUAAGUUCUGAUCUGGGUGCAGGUCUGGGAAUACAAACUGAGCAUGGGUACACAUCUAAAUACCGACAUGGGACAUCAAAUAGUUCUACAAAUUCAUACUUCCCGUUAGUUCCUGCCGUUCUGCCGGGCGCAACAAGCAUUUCGAGUUCUGCAACUGUUUCACCCACAGAGAAUUAUCCUCCACAUGGUUUACCAGAACCUCAACAUCAUUAUCAAUCAUCUUUUGGCCCAAGCUAUGAAACAAUCUCAUGCGAUGACGCAAGUGAUGAUGAGGACGUAGCAGCUCAAUCAGCUCUUCGAAUAAGACAGGAACGCGAAACCGCUGAGCUACAAAAGAAACAUGCUAAUGAAUGGAUGCAGUUAAUGAACGAAAGAAAACAAAAAUAUAAACAUCAAUCUAAAAACAGCGGUAAUGUUUCAAAAUCACCAGCAAGUUCACCGAAAAUGAAUCGUCCAUCCAUCGAAAAUAAUAAUACACAUAUAAAUGGCUUAUCUUCCUCGACAUCAACACCUUCAUUAGGACCUCAAAUAACAUCAACAUCCAUAGAAAACACUGCUGGAUUGAAUGGUCGUCAACAAACAACAACAGCAACUUAUUCGAUGCAUUCAUCAACUUCAUCACCCAAUACACUCACUUUACCUUCUUCCUCCCAUUCUAAUUCAACGAAAAGCCAAACGUCGUCCACCCCAUUAUUGCCAGCAGCAAUUUCCUCUUCACAUUCACAAUCAUCAUCUAUUUCACUGCCAUCUACUUUAACAGCCGCUGGUGCUGUCUCGAAUAAUCCUUUAUCAGCGUCAGUCACAUCAAAGAUUUCAUCAUUGUCAAUAACAACAUCCCAAACUGUGUCGCCAUAUCAGCAACAAGAUACAAUUCCAUCAUCUGCCUCGGUUAUUACUGCCGCUGUUGUUACUACCGCUAUCACUACAACUAAUACUCUCCCACCACGAAGCCUUACUCCAAGUACCCUAAAAUCACAUCCUGAUGGCCUCAUCGCUGAAAUGUCCGAACGACAGCUUGCUGAAUUGCAAAAUUCAGCGCAUUCUCAAAAACUUAACGGUCAGGCUAAAUCCAGCAGCUUGGUAAAUGGCACAGCAACAUAUGCGUCAGUGGUUGCUAAUUCAAAAACACAGUCGGGUCGUGAGUCGCCGGUUGACCUGUCUACAAGUAGACAUUGUUCUCAGACGCUGAUACAAAUUCCUAAUCAAUUCCAAUCUAAUAUUAGUAGCAAUUGUAAUAAUAAUAAUGGGAUAAAGCUAAGCUUGAAUGAAAUGGAGAAACAAAAACGACUUAUGUCUCAGAAUAUUAUCUCCUCGUCGAAGGCAACAAUAAAUAAUCAGGCUUCACAAACAGUGGUUUCUGCUUCACUGUCCAAUGCGCUCUAUUCUCCGGUACACCAUCAACAGCAACAAAACCACUCGAUAAACAAACGGACGGGAUUAGGAAUAAAAUCACACGAGGCGUCAUCAUCGCUGCCAAACAAGUCACACAAUCAAAGCGAACAAGAUUUGUUGGGAUAA